This is a messenger RNA of Triticum turgidum subsp. durum (durum wheat), 447 nucleotides long. Lineage: Eukaryota; Viridiplantae; Streptophyta; Magnoliopsida; Poales; Poaceae. The record is from the annotation of a GenBank genome assembly.
AUGGCUCCGGAGUAUGCUUCUGAGGGUAUAUUCUCAAUCAAAUCUGAUGUAUUCAGCUUUGGUGUUUUAAUUCUUGAGAUCCUUAGCGGGAAAAGGAAUUAUGGUACCCGUCAUUGUGGAGCGUUCAUCAAUCUCUUCGGAUAUGCUUGGCAGUUAUGGCAAGAUGGGAGAUGGGCAAAUAUUGUUGAUGCGUCAUUGCUUCCCAUGUGUGAACCAACAGAAUUGAUGAGGUCCAUUAAUAUCGCACUACUAUGCGUACAAGAGAAUGCUGUGGAUCGACCGAACAUGUUGGAUGUUACUGCAAUGCUAAGCAGCAAGACUAUGAUCCUGCAUGUGCCUAAACACCCAGCGUAUUUUAAUCUAAUGGUAGGCAAUGAAGAGGAUUCAUCCACUACUAAGUCUUGUAGUAUUAAUGGUGUGACCAUAUCUGUCGCGACUGCCAGAUAG